Molecule: messenger RNA, 2266 nt
Organism: Emiliania huxleyi CCMP1516
Lineage: Eukaryota; Haptophyta; Isochrysidales; Noelaerhabdaceae
Exons: 3
Coding region: 62-2203 (713 amino acids)
Molecular function (GO): FAD binding
Source: RefSeq, a predicted model, not a curated record
ACGCGGCUACACAAGGGCUGGUGCGGAGAGCGGCGCCUCUGCACCGGGUCGGAGCACACACAUGUUGCUCCUACUCCUGCCGCGCGCACCCCAAGCCUCGCCUCGCAACCGCUGCCUGGUCUCGACCGCCGGCGAAAACCUGCCAUCGCCUCGCAGCGAUCGGCUGCCAUCUUCUCGCGGCGAGCGGCGGCGACAGAGGCUCGCCGCCGAGGGGCGGCAUCGUCGGGUCAGCUGGCUGCUCGGGCAGCAGGGCGACCUCGCGCCAACGGAGCACGCGGAGCUGACCGGGCUCCUCCGCCGAGGAGACACGUACGACGCGUCCUCGUACUCCGCCUCGCACGCCGCCUUCAAGGCGGAGCAGAAUGCCGUCUUUGCGAGCCUCGCGAGCAGCCUCGGUGGCGCGGCAUCGCCCGUCGUUUACCUCGAUGGGCCGGACGGCGGCUCGACCUCGGCCCUGCGCGCGGCCGGCUUUGCCACCGACCAACUGCACGUUGCAAACCCGCACGCGAGCACGUGCGCUGCGCUGUCCGCGCCACCACACAGCCUCGAGCACGUGGCGCACGCGAGCGCGGAGGAGGCCCUUGCCUCGGAGCAGUGGCGGUCACGCGCCUUUUGCGCAGCGUAUUUCGACGGCUGCGGCGGCCAGGCCGAGCCGCUCAUCGCAAUGAUUCGGGCGCUCUUCCACGAGCGGCGCGCCGCCGCCGCGGCGCUCGCCCCCGCCGUCGCCGUCGGCUUCACCCUCACGCGCGCCGAGCCGGGCGGCGCCUCGCUCGGCGACAGGGAGGUGGCGGUGCUGCGCGCGCUGACCGCCGCGGCAGGUGCCGUCGGGUACAGCAGCCCGUCGCACGUGGCAGACGACCCCGGGAGGUGGGGCUUGCGGCCAAUGGGGAAGGAGCACGAGGGGACGACCACCGUGUGGACCGUGGCGUGUCCCUCCGACUGGCACUGGGUGUUUGCCGCGAGCGGCGCCAUCCUCGGCUACUUUGGCAUCGCCUUUAGCGGCAAGCCGGGCGAGGCGCGAAAUUUUCGCGUCCCGAGGCACGAGCUGCGCCGCAUGCUGUACGAGCAGCUCGCGCCGGGCACCGUCCGGUGGGGCUUGCGGCUCGAGUCGUACGUUGAGGUGGCGGGUGGCGUCGAGGUGCACCUGAAGCCAUCCCUGCAGCGCUCCUCCGCGGGCGACGGCGGCGGCGCUGCGGGCGGCGGCACUACGGGCGGCGGCGCUGCGGGCGGCGCUGCGGCGAGCAAGGCUCGCCUGCGGUGCAGCGUGCUGGUCGGGGCGGACGGGGUCCGCUCCGCAGUCCGCGCCCAAAAGUUUGGCGACGCGCUUCGGUACGUCGGCGUCGUGGUGGUGCUCGGGGUCUGCCGCACACAGCACCCGCUGCUGAGGCGGGGCGGCUUCUACACGGUGGACGGCACUCACCGCCUCUUCACGAUGCCGUACGAGCCGCUCGGGGCAGCGGAGGAGGAGGAGGAGGCGGAGGCGGAGGCGGAGGAGGAUGGCGGGGCAGGGCGAGAGCGGGCGGCGGGCGGGCGGCACAGCACGAUGUGGCAGCUCUCGCUCGCGAUGCCGGACGAGGCGGCGGCGCGCGCGCUGUGCGGCGGCGGCGGCGAGGCGCUGCUGCGCGAGGUGGUGCGGCGGUGCAGCUCGUGGCACGCGCCGGUGGGGGAGAUGCUCGCCGAGACUGCCGCGGGCAGUGUGUGGGGCACGCCGCUCUGCGACCGCGCGCCGAUGCCCCACCGCAGCAAGCAGGCGGGCAGGGCGAGGGGUGGCGGGGCGCAGGCGGGAGAGGCGCAGCCUUCGCCGUGGGCGUCGCGGGUGACUCUGCUCGGCGAUGCUGCGCACGCGAUGACGCCGUUCAAGGGCCAGGGCGCCAACCAGACGCUCGUCGACGCGGCGCUGCUCGGCAACCUCCUCGCGGCCGCCCUCGCGGGCCGAGGCGAGGGGGGCACUGCCUCGGCGCUGGCGCGGUACGAGCGCGAGAUGUGCGACAAGGCGGAGCCAAAGGUGGCCGCCUCGCGCCGCGCCGCGCUCCUCUACCACUCGGCGGCCGCGCUGGAGCCGGGGUCGUACGGCGUGAGCGGCGUGCCCGCCGAGGAGGCGGCGGCCCUGCUCGCCGAGCUGUCCCGGCGCGGCGUCACGGCGAGCGACGCGGGAGCGCUGGAGGCGCGAGCCGUGGCCGCGUGGAGUGAGUCGUCGUCUUGACAGUCCGGAGAUUCGUUCUUUUGUCUAGCUUGUAGCUAGCGCCAACCGCGGCGCUUUACAUAA